Suillus subalutaceus is the source of this 630-nucleotide messenger RNA. RefSeq lists its product as uncharacterized. The record is from RefSeq and is a predicted model, not a curated record. The transcript has 6 exons. Bases 1 to 630 code for a protein of 209 amino acids. NCBI's taxonomy places the organism in Eukaryota, Fungi, Basidiomycota, Agaricomycetes, Boletales, Suillaceae.
AUGGUUUGGAUGCUCAAUACUAUUUGGCAGGUCCUCGCACUGUGUCUGUCAGUCUGGAUUGCUAUGAAACACUUCCGUCACCUGCGACGACUCGGCCCAUCAAAAGGAUCGACCAUAGGGGACUGUUUCAGAGUGCUGAUAAAAUCUCGCGUGCUUUAUUUCGCAAGUUCCGCGCGUGUUAGCUUUGUUUAUGUCUCUUGCCUCCAGUUUGAUUCUCUCCCCCCAGAGCUCAAUCAUUCAAAGCCUACGGGAGUUCAGAUACUCAAUGGUGCUUUUCAAAUUUUAUUGGCCAUGCAGAUGUUCGUGCUGGGACCACGCCUCAUCCUUAGCGUUAGAGAGUAUCACGCUAAGCUCGUGGCCAACUCCGACGCAGAAAUUAUUCGCCUGUAUGCCUAUAUCGCAAAUGAGCAUGGCAAUGAGAUGAGUGUUCCGCCCAUGCGACUGCAAAUUAAAAGUAUCAGCAAGACGCAGACCGUGAUAUUCUGGUAUCCAUACCUUGAUCAGAUGCACGAGCUCUAUCAUGCAAAGCAAAAGAAGAAUCAAGAGGUAGUCGUGAAACCCCAGAUGGUUGAAUGUGUCAGAUCAGGCGAAAAUGCCUAUCCACCAUCGUCAUCCAUCUCGGUAGCAUGA